This is a messenger RNA of Caenorhabditis auriculariae, 10381 nucleotides long. The record is from the annotation of a GenBank genome assembly. NCBI's taxonomy places the organism in Eukaryota, Metazoa, Nematoda, Chromadorea, Rhabditida, Rhabditidae.
AUGAAUCAGAAGAUGUUGACGCUCUUGCUGCUUUUUCAAGGGACGCCAUCGACGACGUCUGAGUCUCUUCUGGAAAAGUAUGGGCUUUUACGCUUUGUUUCCAUAACUCAGUGGUAUUCGUGAUAGUGAUAACUGAUUUGUUUCUGAUCCAAAAAGGAUUCUCAAUCUAACUCUUGAAGCCUCCUUCAUCAAAAAGGUCUCUGAUCUCCUCGCCUUCAUUAAAAAUAUGUAUUCAGAAAACCAGAGAUCCAUUUUCUGUGAUAUAUUUUAAAAACAAGACAAGCAACUUUUCAAAGACUAGAAAAAUGAAUCUUACAAAGAGGGAUUGCCAGCACGUCGCCUUCGAAGAUUAUGACGGAAGUGACGUCAACGACGGAGAGACUGAAGGCAAGAGUGCUCGACGGCUACGACACGACGAUCCGGCCCGUGCACGAUGAGGACGACGCCAUCAACGUCACGAUCGCUCUGAACAGCUUCGCCCUUCUGCUCGUCGAUCCGGCCCAGGAGACAGUCACCUUUUCUGCCGAGUUCACUCUCACCUGGCGGGACGCUUUUCUCCACUGGGACCCUCUUCUCGAGAACAUCUCUUGGAUAAAACUGAAGGAGGACCUGGUUUGGACCCCCGACACAACAGUAUCCACAAGGUGAGACGUUUUUCUUGGUCGAACUUCGAGUCUUUCAGCAUCUCCAUGACGGCCCUCCUCGAGUCUUCCAAACGCUACGUCGACCUGAGAUAUGACGGAACGAUUCGACAAAGCCUUUACGCAGCUUUCGUCAACUUAUGCAACAUGGACGUGUGUUUUUCAACACUAACUGACUUCAUGGUUUUUGAAUAGAAAACUGUUUUUAGCGCAGUGGUUUCACAUGACUUGACGAUCUCCCGCGGAACGAAAUAUGUUGUUCACUAUUUGAAUUAUUUCUCAGUUAUUUUUCAACAUUUUUCGAGAUUUUGACAAUUUCAAAGGCUUUUCAAGACAUCGAAUAUCAAUAAAAAUAAUUGGAUUUCACGAAUGCUCUGCGGUCCCUAUACCAAAUUAGCAAAAAAGUGAAUUUCUAUUAGUUGUCUGAAAGACCUGUGGUUUGAGAUUUUUAACACUCUCCCUUCUUACUGUUAUAACGCAUUGAAUUGAAACCGACGUUCGACGUAAAAAAAAAAUUAAUGAUAACAAUUUUAGAUACAGAAAAAAAGCUGUUUAGUUGUUUCCUGUUGUUCGGAUUUCUUUUUUCUUUCGUUUACGCUGAGUUCAGGUGCAAGAGUUCCCCUACGACCAGCAGGUAUGUGACGUCAUCAUCGGCCCCUGGUCCUACACUGACCGAGAAGUCCACUGUUUGGCCGGGCCGAACGUUUCAGCGAGUCCCCCCACAUUUACAGUAGCUUUGGGGAGACUUUUUCAAACCUUCAUCAUUUAAGGGAAACAGCGAGUGGGCACUUGAGGGAAUUAAUUUGUCCGUGAAGCAGACGGAAGACAUCGACGUCAACUUUACCUACUCUGUCGUCAACUUUAGGGUUAUAACCAAUUCUUCAAAUCUUCAAGUCGAAGUUUUAGAUGAAAAAAAAAAAUUAACAAGGCUUUCUGAAAUUUGCAACCUUUUCUUGAAUAUUUUACUCUGCUUUCUCGAAAAAUACUUUCUUGCGGUUGAACUUCUUUCUAUCGUUUAAUGUGAUUGAUGGUAAAAUAGAACUUAAACCAAAAAAAAUGAAGAAAAAAAAAUUUCAUUUGAAGAAAAAAAUCCUCAAUUUCAAGCUGACGACACAGAGAAAACCCCAGUUUUACGUCUGGGUUCUGUUGAUUCCAACCUACAUCAUCACUAUGGUCUGCAUUUUCGGCCUUUUCAUACCGACUGCAAACCUCGGUUAUCGCGAAGAGCGGGUUCGUUCAUCGACAUGGGAAACCCAGGAAGUUGGAGACGUUUCAGGUGAACCUAGGAGUGACAACUCUUCUCUCUUCUGCCGUGAUUCUGCAGAUAGUGGCCGACGCGAUGCCCAAAACGACGUCCCUUCCAUUACUAGGUACUCAAAAAUGAGCCGAAGUCCACUUUUCUCAGGUAACUUCAUCCUCGCCGAAAUUUUCGUCGUCGCGAUCGGCGUCCUCUGCACGGUCGUCGUUCUGACGCUGCACAACCGAGCUCACACCCGCGGCUGGCGUCCACCCGAGUGCAUUCUUUCUUUUCUGAGAAUGACGGCGAGUUGCUUCGUUGUUGCUGCAUUUGAACUGAAUCUUGACCUCGUCUCAAAAAUCUUUCAGAAUAUUUCGCUCCCUAAAAACGAAGAAAGAUUAACUUUUUGUUUUUCUUAAAGUUGGCACAGAGCUUUGACACAGAAAAACGAUAAUAAUCUGAUGAUGUAGUGAAUCACGACAUAAACGAUGAAUCAGAAGACAAGAGACGAACGAUAUCCGACUGUCCAGUUUAGAAUACCGUAGGUCGAAAUCGUGCAUACACGAUACACCGGACGCGGUCUUUGUGCGAUAUCUUCAUAUCAAAAAGUGUUUUGUCUAUACAAAAAGUAGGCGAAAUUGAUGAAAAACAUGAUUGAAACCGCCAGAAAUGGAAAUUUAAAUUUACAUAUUAUGAUCGUUUUCGCAAACGUCAGCUAGUCCAAAAAAUUGACCAAAUUCGAUAAAUCUAUCUUCACAUCACAGGCGUAUCAGGAGGGCACCGGGGGCAGUAAAAAACGGUGUUUCAGUUCAAAGCAGUACUUUGUAGAGCUUUUCAUUGCGAAUCGAACGAUGAACUUGGAAACGUACAGAAGUUCCUAGUUUUGGAGAAAUAAUAAUUCAAAGUCGGAAGGAGGAAAUUUUGAGUUCCCGCAAAAAGAGCGCUUUGCAGUAAGGUUGCUCUAUGGACAACAGGCUUCGCCAUCUUCCGGAUUUUCGCUUUUUUCUUCGUUUCUUUUAAUUUUCAAUUUUUUCUGUUGUCACCAAAGUUCUUUUCGUCACAAAAGCUUUCUAUUCGUGUAUAAUUUGCAAACUUUGAUCGCAAAAAAGCGUUUUUCGUGAAAAAAUGAUGAUUUUACACAGGUUUCGAUUGGGAUAGCGAUUAUUUGUGUUUUCUUUAUUAUCAAUGUGUGUUUUCUGUUUUCUUAAUCGAUUUUUCAGAGAAGAAACCCUUAAUUUGAAGCAGAAAUCCGGUUAUUUCUCCCAAAAUGCGAGUCUAAUGAGACGUCCGCAACAUCGCGACUACUGUAAACAUUUGUCUGCAUACCGAUCCAAAGCUUUUUUCAAAAUUAAAGGCGGGAAAGUAAAAUUGCGUUUUUCUUCUAAAGUUGUCACAUCUGUAAUUUUUUUGAGUACACCAUUCGAUUCGCAAAGAAAAACUGUAUAAGAUACUGCUUUCACCUGAAUCACCAUUUUUUACUGCCCCUAUGCCUUUAAUGUGUCCAUCGUGAGACCUCCAGAAUACCUUAUAGCUCUAUCUGAGCCAUAUCGGAGGUACUUGAGAGUAUAUCCCAUAUCUAUCUCAUUUUCCUAACACCCCUCCGAGGUAUAUAUACUCGUGGUACCAUCGAUAAACUUCAGAACUUGCGAUAUAUCUCAGAGGCUACCUUUUCUCGAUUUGCCUAAGCAAAAAAUAACUCGUACUUUUUGAGGUUGUUUCCCUACCUGGCUUUUUCAUUUCAUUGAUGGAAAAGUUAUCUAUGAACCCUUUGAAGUGACCGGCGGAGAUGCCUUAAGGAAGCCGGACAGAUCCUCGCAGAUCUGAGGUCGUGUGGAGAAGAAAAGUUCGAAGCGAAAUCUCUCGGUACAAUCGGGUUGAGCACCCAGUUCGUGAAUAUCGCGCUGACGCCCAGAUUCUUUUCAAAAAAAUAAUUUUUUUUCCAAAUUAUUUACCAAAAAUUCUCUUUUUUUUCUAUUAGUUUCGCUUCAGUUAGCUUUCCUGGUUGUCUUAUUCCUAUGAGUUCUGUCAACGAAAUCUUGCCGCCUAGUUUUUUUCUCUUCAAAUAUUUGAAUAAAAAGAAAGAAAAAAACCAAAAAAAGUUUUUUUUAUUUUUUUUAUAGCUGCUUAAUAUAUCAAUAUUCCAAUAAGACGAGUUGAUCGACCUUAGGUUAUACCGAAACUAUAGAUUUUUGUUGAGUUGGAACCCAUUUUUCAUUUCGAAAAAAAAAUGAAUGCUCUAAUUUACAGGGAUCCUCAAAGUUCUUAGAGAAGAACAUAUCGAGGAUCAAGCGGAAACGAACUCAGCCAGGACUCGGAUACGAGUACACUGGAGAGUGGUGAGAACUUUUCUUGUUAAGUCUUGAGAAGGGUUUGAGCGCGAGCCUCGUGCGGGAGCUCGACGUUUCGCUGACGUCGAUGAGGGAGUACUUGGAAGAGGAGGAGCGAGACAAACAGCGGGAGCUUGCCUGGAUGAAAGUCUUCGACCGCGUCGACUUCGUUCUCCUCGUCGUGUUCCAGAUCGGCAACGUCCUCGUUACCUACUUCGUCUGUCGUCAUUGAAAAAGAGGACUUUCCCAUCUUUAAUGUACUAUUUCGGUUUUGUUGAUCGAUGGGCAUCAUUAUUUUUCUGUUGAAAAUAGUUUCUUCUGAGUUGAAGAAUAAAUAUUCUACACUUCACAGUGUGAAGUUCGCACAAAUGACUCCAGGGACAGAUUGGUAGUGUUUUAGUGUUGAAGAUGUAUUUUCAGAAUCUGAAUUUUCUCGUAUUAAAUCAUGCUGCCGUGCGACUGCAGAAAACAGACCUGAAAUCCGAGUACGAAGAAGUUUCUUGGGUUCCACCAAACAUCUUCAUUUCGAAUGAGACUCAGAAGACGGGGUGUCUUCAGUUUCGUCGUUGUCGAAACUGGAGCCGCCUUUCUUCCACCACAUGAGUCCGACUCCCGUGGGAACACCUGGCGCUAUGGUCGUACUUUCUGCCGUUUUUCUGGUCGUCACUUUUGCAGGUAAAUCGGAAAAAAAUUGAGCUGUCGGUAGGAACCUAAACUUCCAAGUUCAAUUCAUGAAAGAGUCGAAAAAUGAAUGGUAGCUGAGAAGUAUUUUGACAUUUGUGAACAAAGAUGAUUUUGCCGAGUUUGCUGAACUUCCUUGAAUGGGGCUUAUCUCUUUCGUCACCUCUUCUUAUGCGCUAUGGCUAGCAGGCUAUGGGUACAGCUUUUUCCUGGUUUUUAAUCAUUUUUCUUGUGAUUGGUCGGUUUUUGGAACAGAAAAAUAGAUUAAAACUGGAUGAUAACUAAACGAAAAGUUGAUAUUGGAAAAGCUGAGUCAAAAACUUUUCUUUUCUAAAUUUGGCUCUACAUAGAAAAUAUAUAGCAAAAAUCUGGUCAAAAACGCUUCUCUACAAACCGAAAAUAUUUCAGUGAUGAAAAGUCUUGUGUCCAAUGGUGGUCUCUGUGAUAAAGAUUUACCUAAUAGUAAUCCAUAACACAAAGAACUAUGAAAAAGCCGGAUACUUCGCAUUUUUCCUAUGGAUUGUUCCCUCUACCGCCUUGCAUUCGAAAACCUCUGCGAUUUGUUGCUGAUACCUUGCCAGAAAAAAAACUUCUUGGAGAGGUGACGCCAAUGUCGCGGCUCGUGAACCAACUGAUGAACAUCCCGUACGACGUGAAUGUGAAGCCGUCGGACGCCGUCGCCACAAUCACCAUCACGCCAAACUUGUUCAUUUUGCUAUCGAUGGCGAGUGCUGCUCUCAUUGUAUGAAUACAAAACUCAUUUAUUUCUAUCGGGUUUUCCGGGAGUAUUAUCAUUCAAACUUUCCAGUAUAUCUAUCAAAAGUGAUUUUUAAACUUAACGGAUGAAAAAUUAACUUGAAAAAGUAUCUCGUUAAGUGUUUGGGUUGAAUAAAUAAGUUUUGAAAAUGAGGACACUUUGGAAGGGUGAUCUAAACUUAUAUCGAUUUUGUGAGAUUUUUUCUUUCGUUUCGCUUCUUUUAAUUUUCCAUUUGUGUAAGCCCAUUAUGCUGCAAAUAUGACAAUUUAUUGAGUUUCGCAAAAUGAAAACUCUUCAAAAUUUGGUGAGCGAAGUAAAAAUAAUUCGAUCUAAUCGGCUAGAUAAUUCAUGAAAAAUUAUUGGUUAUUCGUUCAAAAAAAAAAAAACGGAACAAAAGGAAGAAGCCAAACUACUUAACAUUCUUCUUUUAUUUUUAUUCAGGACCAGCAACAAGAGACCAUCAAAUUUACACAGGAGUUUUUACUGGUGAGCAAUUUUUUUGGAUUUCUUUCUGACCAUAUCCAUGGUGAGAUAUCCAUUCACAUUGGAAGAAGUUGAACAAAAGUUAACGAAUACAUCUGGUGACUUGCUUUUUCGAAAAAAUGACAAAGCCACAUACAUCAGCAGAAAAAAAUAUCUAUUAAAUGUGUGACAUAACUGCGUUGCCAAUCCUUGCACACUCGGAACGGAGCCGAUUUCAGUCGUGGAAAGAUCCGUUGCUGGGAUGGAAUCGCUCGUCGGUCGAGUACCAAGGCACCUGGGUGAAGAUCCAGGCGUCCAAGCUCUGGGUGCCUGACAUCAUCUUCACGACGGCGUUCUCAGAGCGAGUGCGACCUUCCUCACUGAAGGCUUCUUGCAGAAUCGACACCACGGAUCUGCUGGAUUCUAGCCAGCAGAUGGUCGACUUGCGGUAUGAUGGCCUCGUGAGAACUUCACUUCCCGCUGUGGUUUCCAAUUCCCUCUUUUUCUUUAUAUGGGCAUUUCAGGUCAACUCUCCAUGCCCACUUCGAAUAGAGGACUUUCCCUACGAUGUCCAGGACUGCAACGUCACUCUAGGCAUCUUAAGAAGUGAAUCAUGCGGGGAGUUUUUCAGGAUCCUGGAACUUUGACAUCUCUCAGCUGGAAGUGCGAGCGUCCUUUCCCUCUGUAGGACCGAUAGCUGGCAAAUACGAAGUGAGCAUUAUUUUCAAACUUUUUUUUCGAAACAAUACUAUCUCCUGAAAAACCAUUCAGGGUAACAGCGAAUGGGAGCUGAUCACUAUCUCGAGUUUGCAAUCAGACAACCUCGAUCUCAGUUCAGUGAGUUUCGUGGACAAUCAAGGAAAAGAGAAAAGCUCCUUUCGGAUAUUUCGAUCGUGACCCAAAAUGACUAUCAAUAUUGUAACAAAAUUAUCAAUAAUUGUACUGCUAAAACGUUAGGUUGGCCGGCUAGAAAUAAGCGUCGUUGUUGGUAGUUUAGUACACUAUAAAUAGGGACCGCAAACUUUUUCAAAAAUCAAAAUUACUCAAAAAAUGUUUUUUUAUACUAUUCGAUAGAGGAGACUGUCAAUUUUCAUGAUCCGUUUAGUUUUUGAAAAAAGGUCCACUAAGAUAAAAGUUAUGGCCGAAAAACGAGCGCGCGCGGCUUUCAACUGGACGCUCAAUCUAACGGUAUACCCGCUUUCUGAACCAAAUCGGUUUUCUGGUUUCAGAAGUCGUCCAAACUGAGCUUAAUCUUUUGACAUGAAUUUUUUAUGCAAUUGUCAUAAGAAUUUUUGAUAAAAAAAGUAAAGAAAAAACUAUUCAGAAAAAAAGGUUCGGAAAAAUUUUUUUUCUAAUUUGUCUCUUUUCUGAUCGAAAAAAAUUAUAAUUUCACUUUAAGGAAAGAAAAAGAUGGAAAAAUGCUCUAAAUUUGAAAUGAAACAGUAAUAAGUGAAAUUUAAUAACGAAAAAAACGGCUCCUGCAACAUUUAAAUGCCGGCGCUAGCGUGUUCGAUGCAUACACCGACGCACACUCGCACGAUUUCUUUAAAAAAAGUUUCGCUUUUUUUGCUAAGUUUUUUUCAAGCCAUUUCUUUUUUUAUGGACCGUUCUAAUUUUUCAAUAUUCAAUAGUUUUCUGAACGCUUGAAAAACAUAUCAAAAAAAUUUAAGAUUGCCCUACAUGUAUCGUGGUUCUACGAAUGAAGUGAAAAAAAUGACGGUUUUCGUAAUUUUUUUAAAUUAUAAUUUUGGAAAUUCAUUUUUUUCUUUUUUUAAAAAAACGGAAGUGCCGCGCAUGUACUUUUUCUGAAACGCGAUAAUAUUGCAAAUGUAGUCUAAAAAUUUCUCGAUCGCUUCGAUUUUUUUAAUUGAAUUUAUGAGAAAAAAACUAAAAAUUAUAAGUUGUUCAGUUUUGUAGAGCGACGUCGAUUUCUUAGGUUUAGGGUGAUAAUUAUUUUCCUAGUUCUGGUUUGAGCUAGUAAAAACGUCUCAAAACCGAUUUGGUGGUAUGAAGAGGCGGGGCCUUGCGCUCCCUACCUAUAAAAUAUUAUAAAAGUAGAUAAAUCAACCGAAAAAAAUUUUUUUUUGCAUUUAUAACGUGCCAAUCAUUUACGGAAAAUGAAGAUAAUCAGUCAAUUUUAAAAAAAGAGUCGUGGGUUCGCGCUUCCUAGGACCUUUCUCACCUCAAAAAUAAUAUCAAAAACUACUCUAUUUACGCAUUUUUAAGAACGUUCAAUACUCGGAAGUGACUUAUCGUAUAAAAUUGAAAAGGAAACCCGUCUACUACGUUCUGGUAAUUCAGGUUUGAAGACUUUUAUUUUUUUGAAGUUUCAACUUUGAGAAAAAUCUCUGAAAUAAUUAUAUAUAUAUUUUUUUAAAUUUCUUAACCCUUAAAUAUCUCAGAAGGAAUUAUAAGUACAGUUGCGCUAUAAAGUCAAUGUUUCCCGACUUGAAAGGCGAGGGGAGCGGGGCAGGGGGCGUAGCGUGUGCGUACGCGGUUCUUGGCACGAGUUCAAUUCCACCGCCAUCGACUAUUCAAAAAUCUUGGUCGCCGCUCUUUUUCCAUAUGUUUUACUAUUUUUUGAUGCAAACAUGAAGAAAAAAUCAAUAAACAAUUAAAAAUUAAUGAAAAGAGCGAUAAACGAGCGCUCCAAAUAGUCGCUGGCGGUUGAAUUAAACUCGUGCCGAGAACCGCGUACGCGCACGCAACGCGUCCCGCCCCCUGCCACGCCUCCCUCACCUUUCAAGUCGGGAAAAAUUGAAUAGACUUUAACAGUGAGAAAAAAAAAGUCCCUGAACUUAUAAUAUGUUGUUCCCGUGGGCAAGAGAUUUGAGCAGCUAUGAGGCUCGAAAUGAACUGAUCAAAUGACGGAUCUGUAAAACUAGCAAACAUAGUCUACAUUCAAAUCCAAUGCUGAAGUUCAAUCAAAAAUGGCAUACAAGUUAUGCCCUUUCUGGUAUCUAAAUACUAUUUUCGUGCAUUCGGUAACUAUCCCAACUUUCCUUUGCGAGGACUGGGGGAUUUUUAUAAUUCUUCUCCCGAAUAACAUAAAGAUAGCUAUCCCACCGUCAUAUAUUCAUUGAUUGAAAUUUCCGAUUAGAAUAAUCCACAAGCUCAAUCAUUGAACCCUUGUUAUAAGAUUAAUAGUUUGCAAGCAAGUUGCAUCGUUUCAAAGCGAGCAUCACAGACAUCUUUUGACGAUUAUUUAUCUGUCCACGGGAGAAAAAAAUUGAGAAAAAAGUCGAUGAAUUCGUUUCUUUUGAAAACCGUUCUGUAUAAAUUUAAAAAAAAAUACAAUCAAAAAAUAAGGAUCUUAAAAAAUAUGCGCAAAAAUUUUCUAACGUAAGUAAUCACAAAAAACGUCACUUGCGAGCGGAAGAAAACUUUUUUCAAUUUUCCUUCUGUGUGGCCGAAAAUUUUCUUUCUGUCUGGCCGCUGCUUACAGUAAAUUUUCAUGCUGCCUGAAUAUUACAACUACUGAAAGAUAACUGUCCAGUCAAUCACAGGCACCAACGUUUAUCAUCUGCACGCUCAGCAUAUUCGGAGUCUUCACUCCGAACCAUAAUGAAAACGAGAGACGAGAAAAGGCGAGGCUUUAUUAUUCAGAGGAGAUUAGAUCAUUCGAUUAUUUACAAGCAAAACCUUAACUUUGCAGGUGACCCUCGGUGUGAACAUGUUCUGUGCCAUCUCGAUGAUGCUUAAUCUUGUCUCAGAUAUGAUGCCUAAAGCGUCUCGGCUUCCGCUUUUGGGUCUAUUAACUUAAUAAUCACACAAUCAUAAAAGAAGAAUCCCGUCUAGAAAAAGUGGAUAAAUCUAGGUUUUAGGUAACUACAUCCUAGCGGAAAUUUUCGUGAUGGCAGCGGCAGUAAUGGUUUCGUUGGUUACUCAUACUGUCCACCAGAAGACCCACACCUCGCCGACACCUCCUCCACAGUGGCUGGUUCAAAUCAUCCUUUUCGACUGUUUCAGCUGCUUGAGACGCAAGAGGAAGUCGGUGACGCCAGCAACCCAAGAAAACAGGAAAAUCAAGGCGCCGGUAGUGGACCUUUUGCCGUUCAAAGACCUACAGAAUUCCUUAAUCGAAGUACGGAUCUCACUCCAAUGAAGGGAAAAGACAGUUUAGACGACGAGAACAGUGCAUGAAGCUUUGAAGAGGACGCAAGCCGAAGAAGAUGCGCGAAACACUUGGGUUUGCAUUCUCGACCGCGUAGAUAUUGCUUGUCUGCUGAUUUUUCAAGCACUUAACAUUAUCGUGUCAGCACUUUACAUGCGCUAG